AUGCCUACGAACCUUCCUAGACCAUGCUCACUAUGCAUCCGCCGGCUCAGCCCGCGAUCGCUCCCCACCCGCAGCCCUCCCCGCCGCCUCCUCUCCUCUGCCUCCCAAGACAAACCAAGCAAAGACCCGUCCGCCACCGCCUCCGAAAAGCCAGGCAACGAGACCCCCGCCGCUGCACCCCAAGAUGACCCUCCAGACGAAGACACCCUCCAAGGCGCCCUCUCCCGCCGCCUCGAGCAGGCGACCGAAGAAGCCCUGACAGGCAGCACAUCCGGCUUCCGCGCCGUCACCACGGAAGCAGGCUUCUCCCCGGCUCUCAAGGACCGCCUCUUCGAAAAGGUUCAGGCCGCCACGUUCCAGGACGCCCCCGCCGCCGCCUUUGCCGAGGCGGGCCUCACGGCGCGCGAGGGCACCGUGCCCGCCGCAUCGGCAGCGGCGUCGGCGGCGACGCCCUGGACGGGCACCGAGACGCAGCACGACGCCGUGCUGCGCAUGCUCGACGACGCCCACAGGCCGCUGCCCGUGGGCGCGCGGGGCACCUACCGCGUCCCGCAGCCCGUGGCGCUGCCGCGGCGGCGGGCGCCGGUCAAGGCGUCUGUGCGGGCGGCCCACGCGCGGGAGAUGGCGGGUGCGUACAUCGACCUGAAGACGCGCAGCGGUGGCGGUGGCACCUCGUCCGGGUCAGCAGGGCCGGCAGCAGCCGCUGCGUCAGAGGACGAGCGCGAGGCGUUCCGCGAGGAGAUGCGGCGGCGUUUCGAGCCCGUGGCGCGUGCCGUGCCGGCGACCGUCUCUGGGCUCGCGGCGCUGGCGAACCGGCGCAUCGAGGAGGCCAUGGGCGCGGGGGGCCAGUUUCGGGGCAUCGCGCGCGGCGCCGGCGUGCGCGGCGAGGCGGCGACGCGGAACCCCUUUGUCGACACGACGCAGGACCUCAUGGACCGCAUGAUCCAGCGCCAGGGCAUCGUGCCGCCGUGGAUCGAGAAGCAGCAGGAGGUCGUGCGUGAGGUCGCCGCCUUUCGCGCCCGCCUCCGCGGCGACUGGGCGCGGCACGCGGCGCGCAUGAUCGCGGCGUCCGGGGGCGAUGUAACGGCGCAGGCGGCACGGGCCGAUGGGUUUGCCGCUGCGGAGGAAAGGGUUAACCCGCGGCGGCGCAAGGACGAGGCCGCGGCGGCGGCGGAGGGGGCAGCGCCCGUGGAAGUUUCGGCGGAGGAUGUUGGUCCCAUCUUCCGCGAUCCAGCGUGGGAGGCGGCCGAGCGGUCGUAUUUGACGCUGUCGGUGGAAACGCUGAACAACCUGACGCGGUCCUACAACCUCAUGGCGCCAGAGCUGGCGAAGAAACCCUAUUACUCGCUGGAACGCGAGCUCAAGGCCUGCUACGCCGACGUCGCGCCGCUGCUGCCGGACAUGAUUCGAGAUGGGGGGCUUCGGCCGGCGAGGUCGCUGCUUGCCGAGGGCCAAGCCGCGGCACGGCCGCCGAGCAUGUUUGCGCAGCUGGGCGGCGAGGGCCACGCGAGGGUGUACGAUAAUAGGGCUCCGAAAUACGGGUUCAAGGAGAUGUGGAGAGACAUUUGGGGAGCCAAGAAGGCUUAG
Molecule: messenger RNA, 1587 nt
Organism: Verticillium nonalfalfae
Lineage: Eukaryota; Fungi; Ascomycota; Sordariomycetes; Glomerellales; Plectosphaerellaceae
Exons: 1
Coding region: 1-1587 (528 amino acids)
Source: RefSeq, a predicted model, not a curated record